CGCGAGCAAGAGGCGAUCCAAAGCAUUCCUGCUCGCUGCAACCCUCUCUGUCCCUUUAUUGUGAAAGCGCAGUAUUCUUCCAUAGGCCAUCGACAUUGCUGUCAAGCCCUGUGGCCCGUGCACUGACACGAUGCCGUCCUAAGUCUUGGAACGGAUAACAUGGCCAGCCAUGGCAACUAAACACGAAACAGACAUUCAAGAGAUACAUCGAGUUCCGGCAGCAGUAGCCGUUUCAGCCGCAAUCAACGAUGGUAAAAGACAUCUGCUUUUGGCCGCUUCUGGCUCUGUUGCCACUAUCAAAUUACCCAUGAUUAUUUCCUCGUUUGAAAAUCACAAGAACCUCUCGAUUCGAAUCAUCCUGACCGAAUCGGCAACCCAUUUCCUUGAUGGUCAAUCUCUAGAGCAACCGACGAUCUCUUCCUUGGCUUUACUCACCAAUGUGGAUGGCAUUUAUCUCAAUGACGAUGAAUGGAACCAUCCAUGGACGAGACAUUCGAAGAUACUACACAUAGAACUCCGCCGUUGGGCCCAUCUCCUCGCAAUUGUCCCGAUGUCGGCGAAUCUAUUGGCAAAGAUCACAGGGGGUCUCUGCGAUGACAUUCUUACCUGUGUCACCCGGGCAUGGAACACAAAACGUACAAUUAUUGCAGCGCCAGCGAUGAACACGUUAAUGUGGGAACAUCCCAUCACCACAAGACAAUUGGCCAUACUUGAGGAAUGGGAAUGGUUUGAAAUAUUAUCACCACAGGUAAAAGCAUUAGCAUGCGGUGAUGUCGGACAGGGAGCAAUGCGGGAUUGGAAGGAGGUUGCCGCCGUGAUAGACAAACGGCUAGGCAACCUAACAAGCUACGACAGUUCCGUAGCGGAGACUGUCAAUGGAGAGGGGUUGACAGGAGAGGAGAAUUAACCGCCCUGUCGAGCACCUACUGUCCAUUAAUCUCGACUUGGUCCCCGAGCACAAGUAGCAAUGCCUCAUAACUCAAAUCGGCAAGCUCUUCCAAGACGAGGCAGCCUGUUUCU
This is a messenger RNA of Durotheca rogersii, 1020 nucleotides long. Its product is annotated as flavoprotein. The record is from RefSeq and is a predicted model, not a curated record. The coding region runs from base 170 to 907 and encodes 245 amino acids. Gene Ontology annotation, cellular component: phosphopantothenoylcysteine decarboxylase complex. Gene Ontology annotation, molecular function: phosphopantothenoylcysteine decarboxylase activity; FMN binding. The transcript is spliced from 3 exons. NCBI's taxonomy places the organism in Eukaryota, Fungi, Ascomycota, Sordariomycetes, Xylariales, Xylariaceae. Gene Ontology annotation, biological process: coenzyme A biosynthetic process.